AUGUCGGACCUCACAUGCUCCAGUGGAUCUGAUGCGCUUGCCACCAAAAUGUCGCCAGCGGCCGAUCCCAACAUCUUCAAACUCCUUGACCGUUCAACACCAUCGAUCAGGCUGAUCCAAAUACUGCUUGAAGACGACAGAGCCAUUUCAUGCAAGUUCCACAACUUCAACCUUGCGGAUUGCCCGCCAUAUCAAGCGCUGUCGUAUGCCUGGGGCCCAUCCGAGCCCACCGCUAACAUUGAACUUGAUGGCUCCCCGUUCACCGUUCGAGAGAAUCUUUAUCAAGCGCUUCGUGCCCUUCGUCGUUCUUUGGAAGAGGUAAUAUCCACGGGUCACCUCGGUCCUCUUAGCAAGCCCUUUACAAGCUCAUACUUUUGGGUCGAUGCCAUCUGUAUAGACCAAGCCAACGUGCUGGAACGCAAUCACCAAGUCAAUCUCAUGAGCCGCAUCUACUCCCAAGCUAGCACUGUUGCAGUAUGGCUUGGCCCUGAGACCGAGGAUAGCGCGUUAGCUAUGAAACAUUUAUCUAACAAAGUCCGAUUUCACCAAAACAUCCGAGAUGCAAUAUCUGCCCUCUGCCACCGUCCCUACUGGAACCGUCUUUGGAUUAUCCAAGAACUCGUGCUCGCAAAAUCCAUCUACGUACUUUGCGGUAGCGGAUAUCAGGACUGGGAAAAUCUCGUAAGACUAGCUUCAAAUAUGGAAGAUGAAGAUGAAGAUCACAUAAAUUCUUCCCGGACAAACUUUCUUCUCCCUGACUCUCCAGCCCGCAACGUCAUCACGUUUAGAAGCCGCUGGAAUACGCUGGAGGCGAAGAAGAAGACGCUCGACAGCUUUAUUGUGACAGGGGGAAUAGACAAAGCUGAAUGUACUGAUCCCCGUGACAGAGUUUUCGGGUUGUUGGGUCUAGUAGACGAGCUUGGAGCGAAAUCAUUGGGCAUAACGGAGGCAGAUUAUGAAAAAAGUAAAGAGGAGAUUUACUGUGAUGUUCUGCGCUUCUUGAAACACAAUCCUGACGGUCUUUCCAUGUCUUCCUUCUGGAUUGCGAAACCGUUGGCAGUCAUGCUGCGGCUGACGACUAAGGAGGACCCACGGUCGAACGGUUUCAAGCUGUUGCACGCUUUUUUCCAUCCCAGGGCUGGUGAGGUUGCUGAUGAAGAAGAGGAGCUUCGCCUUAUCCUCGAAGCUUUCGAGGAGGAGGAAUCUUAG
This is a messenger RNA of Venustampulla echinocandica, 1209 nucleotides long. RefSeq lists its product as uncharacterized. The record is from RefSeq and is a predicted model, not a curated record. Lineage: Eukaryota; Fungi; Ascomycota; Leotiomycetes; Helotiales; Pleuroascaceae. The coding region runs from base 1 to 1209 and encodes 402 amino acids. The transcript has a single exon.